AUGAGUUCCAAAAAGUAUGCCUUCCUUCCUAUGGAGGACGACGAGGUAGGCCCUCAGAAAGUAUCCAAGGAAAGGAAACACCGGCAUCGUCGUGAUCGCGACAGGCAUGAAAAGUCGUCCUCUAGGACAUCCAAGUCUCGUCGGGAAAGGAGCCGGUCGCGUUCACCUCGACCGUCUUCCCAUCCGUCCAGUCGCUCGAAAAACUAUCGCAGACGUGAUGGCGAGUCGAAUUUUGAUGAUCGCUGGGCUGAUGAAGAGCCACCAUCCGAUGACCCUGAUGCUCGAAUUGAAGAUGAUGCGCCAGAAUUCGAAGAAUCGGCCAGCAAGCGCAUCAAGGUGAGCCACGACGAUCGAAAUCAGGACGAAGACGACCUCUCUGAUGGAGCAAAGGAGGAGCUGGCAAGACAACGGGAUAUUGAGGAGCGGGAGGCCUUCGCAAAACGGUUAAAAGAGAAGGAUGACGGAAGAUCAAAGAAGAACCAUCGGGACGGAGAGUCUUCCUCUAGACGGAAACUGGCAGAGGAUGCCGCUGCGAGAGACGCCGCUCUACCGGAUCUCAGAGAACGAUCUCGUCAGGAGUAUCUCAAGAAGCGCGAAACCGAGCGACUUGCGCUGCUGCGAAAACAGGUCGCGGAGGAGACCGCAGAACUACGCAGUGGUGUCCGACUGUCUGAAAAAGAAAAAUCCGAAUUUGCCAAGAACCGGGAGAUUCUCCGCCUCGCCGAGGAGAGGCUAAAGAUUGACGAUCAUCGCGACGGCUAUUACAUGCCUGAAGACUACAUAACGGAGAAAGGCAAGCUGGACAGGAAGAAGAAAGAGGAGGCUUUAUAUAAAAGAUAUGUCGAGCGGGACGAAUAUGGCCAGGAAAAGUUCGUCACUGAGCACGAAGAAUGGGAGCAGGAACAGGCAGCCAAGGCGAAGGCUCAGAUUCAGCGAGCCGAGAUUGAAAAUGAGGACUAUGACUAUGUCAUGGACGAUCAACAAUACAUCCAAUGGAGUCUGGAUUCAAGAAUGGCAGGCGAGGGAAAGACAAAGGAACAGAUGUUUCUCGAUGCUCAGAUUGAUGCUGCGGAGAAGAAGGCCCUUUCAAUCCAGGAGACAAGAAAGAGCUUGCCCAUUUACCAAUACCGAGACGAAUUUUUGGCUGCACUGGAACAAUACCAAAUAUUGGUCAUUGUCGGAGAAACUGGUAGUGGCAAAACAACGCAGUUACCGCAGUACUUGCAUGAGGCAGGAUAUACAAAGAAUGGCAUGAAGGUCGGCUGCACACAACCCCGUCGAGUCGCCGCCAUGAGCGUUGCUGCUCGUGUGGCAGAAGAGGUGGGCGUCAAGGUCGGAAACGAGGUUGGCUACUCUAUCCGGUUCGAGGAUUGCACCACCGACAAAACCAUUUUGAAGUACAUGACCGAUGGUAUGCUGCUCAGAGAGUUUAUGACGGAGCCUGAUUUGGCUGGUUACUCGGCUCUGAUGAUUGAUGAGGCGCACGAACGGACUGUGCACACUGAUAUUCUACUUGCUCUUGUCAAGGAUUUGGCACGAGAAAGGAAGGACCUCAAGCUUCUCAUCUCGUCGGCUACCAUGAACGCUGAAAAGUUUGCCAACUACUUCGAUGACGCGCCAAUUUUUAACAUUCCCGGACGAAGAUACCCUGUUGAUAUAUAUUACACACCCGCGCCUGAAGCCAAUUACUUGGCUGCGGCGAUUACAACAGUAUUCCAGAUUCAUACGACACAACCAAAGGGCGAUAUUCUCAUUUUUCUUACUGGACAGGAUGAAAUUGAAGCUGCAGAGAUGGAAAUUACAGAAACUGCAAAAAAGCUGGGCAGCAGAGUAAAGGAACUGGUCAUUUGCCCUAUUUACGCCAACUUGCCGUCAGAAUUGCAAGCCAAAAUUUUCGAGCCAACGCCAGAGGGGGCGCGAAAAGUUGUUCUAGCCACCAAUAUUGCUGAGACAAGUUUAACGAUUGAUGGCAUUGUCUAUGUGAUUGAUCCUGGAUACGUCAAAGAGAAUAUUUACAACCCGGCUACUGGCAUGUCGAAUUUGGUCGCCGUUCCAUGCUCUCGUGCAUCUGCCAACCAGCGAAGCGGCCGUGCUGGGCGUGUCGGACCAGGAAAGUGUUUCCGCUUGUAUACCAAGUUUGCGUACAUGAACGAAAUGGACGAAUCUACCACCCCUGAAAUUCAGAGAACGAAUCUCAACGGCGUCGUUCUGCAGUUAAAAUCGCUGGGUAUCAACGAGCUGCUUGACUUUGAGUUCAUGGAUCCGCCUCCGACAGAAGCACUCAUUGGCGCCUUGAACCAGUUGUUUGCUCUACAGGCUCUUAACCAUAAAGGCGAGAUGACAAAAAUGGGUCGCCAGAUGGCCGAGUUCCCUACUGAUCCUAUGCUGGCCAAAGCUGUUCUGGCCGCGGACAAGGAAGGCUGCGUUGAAGAAGUACUGUCCAUUGUGUCCAUGCUCGGGGAAGCAUCGGCCCUGUUUUUCCGGCCCAAGGACAAGAAGAUCCACGCGGAUAGUGCCAGAAACAGAUUCACCGUCAAGGAUGGCGGCGAUCACAUCACGUUGCUAAACAUAUGGAAUCAAUGGGUUGACAGCGACUUUUCGCCUGUUUGGUCGCGUGAGAACUUCCUCCAGCAGCGAUCGCUUACUCGUGCGAGAGACGUGAGAGACCAGCUGGCCAAGCUUUGCGAGCGAGUCGAAGUAUCGCCAUCUACCUGCGGCGCCAACAAUUUGCGGCCCAUCAAGCGUGCCAUCACGGCUGGCUUCUUUCCCAACGCAGCACGACUGCAAAAGAGCGGCGACAGCUAUCGUACCGUCAAGAACAACACGACCGUGUGGAUUCACCCCAGCAGCGUCCUCAUGUCCGUCGACCCCCCAGAGAAGAUGAUUAUCUACUUCGAAUUAGUGCAAACAACGAAAGAAUACAUGCGAGGUGUUAUUCCAAUUGAACCGAAAUGGUUGGCAGAAUUGGCACCGCACUUCCACAAAAAGAAGGAUGUGGAGGCAAUGGAGGAAAAGAAGAUGCCCAAACAGAGGUAG
Pochonia chlamydosporia 170 is the source of this 3036-nucleotide messenger RNA. RefSeq names its product ATP-dependent RNA helicase DHX8. Gene Ontology annotation, molecular function: RNA binding; ATP binding. The record is from RefSeq and is a predicted model, not a curated record. Gene Ontology annotation, cellular component: intracellular anatomical structure; catalytic step 2 spliceosome. Bases 1 to 3036 code for a protein of 1011 amino acids. NCBI's taxonomy places the organism in Eukaryota, Fungi, Ascomycota, Sordariomycetes, Hypocreales, Clavicipitaceae. The transcript has a single exon.